Messenger RNA from Plasmodium inui San Antonio 1, 1821 nucleotides. RefSeq lists its product as hypothetical. The record is from RefSeq and is a predicted model, not a curated record. NCBI's taxonomy places the organism in Eukaryota, Apicomplexa, Aconoidasida, Haemosporida, Plasmodiidae. Bases 1 to 1821 code for a protein of 606 amino acids. The transcript has a single exon.
AUGAGCCUGGCGCGAGGCACUAAAUGGGCGGUGAGCUUCACCAAGGGGAAGAAAACCCCAAUCAGCACAUUCCGAGGGUGGAAAAGAAAAGACAAAUAUGAUGACCUGGAGAAUAAACACCUUUACUGGUCCAUCAACAACAUGAAGAGGGAAUUUCUGGAGGGAAAAACGAGUGAUAAUUUUGUCCACUCCAUCGAGAAGGACAAAAUGGAAGAGCACAUUUCAGACAUAGUAGGGAUUAACUCUUCCAUCCCGGAUAAUAAGGCCAUAAAUGAAGGCUUGCAGAAAUGUCUUCCCAGAGAAACAGGCACAGGGGAAUACAUUCCAAAGGACAAGUUGGAGAAAAUAAGUCAGAUUUUUAACCCGACUUUAAAGAUGUUUGUCGAUAAAGAAGAGGGAGACGAUGAUUUGUCCGUCAGCUCUCUGUUGAGAGGUUCCACAUGGGGGAAGCAACAUUCCAAGGGUUCGGAAUUUCUCAGGAAUUCUCCCCCAGGGAGGAUAAAAAGGGAGGAAGGAGCAAGAGAAGAACGAGCGAGAGAAGAAGAAAAAGGUGAGAUGUUCACAAAAAUUUCAUCUUGUAAGGAGAAGGAAGAGGGGAAAUUUGACCAACCGUGGAGUGAAGCGUCAUACGCACAGAGAGGUGAAAACGUCGUGAGAGAAACGGAAAAAAGGGAAAUCACAAGUGGGGUUGCAAUCCCUGAUAAGUUCGAGUCAAAUGUUAGAAGCAGCAGUUUUCAAGUUAAAAGACCUAACUGCGGAAGAGGGGGGAGAAAUAAACAGAAGGAUGAAGCGGCGAAUACCACCAAGCAGACCAUCACUGAAGAGCAAUACAACUUCCCUAGCAACGACCAACAUAAGGAGGAAUCCAUUUUCGACUAUGAAAGUCUGAAGGGGAAGGGACUAUACCAAGACUUAACACAUGACGAAUAUCAACGCAUGAAUGACUUGUACAUUAAAAAGUGCGACGUGGACAGAAAAAUCAGAUGGUUCAAAAUGAGUAGCAUUCUUAACCCCAUUAAAGAAGCAAAGAGCAUUGUAAAUGCGCAACGGUUAAGUGAGGACGAAAAGGGAAAGAAAAGGAAGAAGAAUGGGAAGGGGGAGCUGGAGGACAAUAUAGAAGCGGAGGAGUCAAUUAGCCAAGUGAGAAGCACAAAACAGAUGGAGGAAUUCCCCAUCGAAGAAGACAUCAAACCGUAUUACCAAGAGGAAGGAAACUUCUCUCAAAAAAUAAAGAAAAUAUGUGAGCAAAACCAGUAUGAUGAAAUCGUGUCGAGAAUUCGAAUGAAAAUCAGAAAAGAAAAAAUGGAAAAUUCAAAAAUAAUGAAAGAGAAAAUACCAAACGUAGCUAGACAUAUCUUAGAUCCGAUAAAAUAUCAUGUGAAUAGAAGAAGAGUACGGACAGAAAAACUAUUACACACUCACUUGGAGCAGUUACUGAAUUGUAACAAUGCAUAUUUCCGAUUUUAUUUACUAAAUGGCUUGUCCAUUUCGAUUCACCACUUGGAAAUGAAGUCGACGAGAUCUUUAUGUAAAAUUGUGUAUACGUUAUUAAAUAAAAACGUCCAUCACGACAUGAUAAAGGAUAAGCUGGACAAAGUUGCUUUUGUUUUGAGGAAGUUACUAGCGAGAAAACUUCAGCUGGGAUAUACUCCCCCCUUGAAAUUUGUUCCCUUACAAGAGGAACAGGAAAAGAAGGUGAAAAAUUUGCACUACUAUAAACUGUAUGCAAAAUAUAACUACCCCACUUUGGAGACCUCCAAUGUACGCGAGAGGGGGGCGCAGCUCAUGGAUUUUUACGGGAAAGAUUUGGCCGGCUUCUGA